Molecule: messenger RNA, 4575 nt
Organism: Sapajus apella (tufted capuchin)
Lineage: Eukaryota; Metazoa; Chordata; Mammalia; Primates; Cebidae
Product: zinc finger protein 160
Exons: 6
Coding region: 682-3138 (818 amino acids)
Biological process (GO): regulation of transcription by RNA polymerase II
Molecular function (GO): DNA-binding transcription factor activity; RNA polymerase II cis-regulatory region sequence-specific DNA binding
Source: RefSeq, a predicted model, not a curated record
CUGGAAAUAUUCUUUUUAAAUUUCUUGUGACUAUGUUGAUUCUGCUUUAAUGAACAUUUUGUAAGCAUUUAAACUCUGUGUAUACAAAAUGGAUUCAUGGCUUUCACCUAUAAUCAGAUUCAUCCCUACUGUUCUCAGUUUAGUGAAAGGAUCCACAGUCAACUCAUUUCUUUCCUUGAAAUCAUGGAAGUCCAUGCCGAAAUGGCUUUCCUGGCAACAUAGGUACUUGGCAAUAUUGCAUAGCACAGAAGUCCACCUUGCAAAAGCUCUCAGAUCUCUCCCACACACUGUCUCUUUUGAAGCUGUGUUGAUUAUCUUUUCAUAUUCGUCUCUGUGCCCUGACAGGACAUCCUGCUCAUUUUAAACCAAAAAGUUGUUAAAUAUGCUGUUUUUUCUGUCUAAACAAUUAUAUUUUCAAUUGAUCACCACUUUUCCAUUGAUGAAAUCUUCCACAUGUAGAGAUGUGAGAGGCAAACAUACUUCAAAGUGGAGAAACCUUCCUGGAUUUGAACGCUGCCCCAGGACGACCUAGAGAGAUCCCAGCUCCCAGCCCACUGAGUGGCUUCAUCCUCACUGGUGGGUGUCCUCCAAAGCCCUGGAAACAGACUCUUGGGAGCCAGACGGAGGGAAACGCAGGAAGAAGUCUGGACGAAGAGGAAGAGGAAGGAGAAGAAGUCAGGGAUGGCUCUCACUCAGGUACGGUUGACAUUCAGGGAUGUGGCCAUAGAAUUCUCUCAGGAGGAGUGGAGAUGCCUGGACCCUACUCAGAGGGCUUUGUACAGGGACGUGAUGUUGGAGAACUACUGGAGCCUUGUUUCUCUGGGACUGUGUCAUUUUGAUAUGAAUAUUAUCUCCAUGUUGGAGGAAGGGAAAGAGCCCUGGACUGUGAAGAGCUAUUUGAAAAUAGCAAGAAAACCAAGAAUGCGGGAAUGUGUCAAAGGUGUGGUCACAGAUAUCCCUCCUAAAUGUAUAAUCAAGGAUCUACUACCAAAAGAGCAGAGCAGUACAGAAGCAGCAUUCCACACAGCGAUGCUGGAAAGACGUGGAAGCCCUGACAUCAAAGACUUCUCCUUUAAGGAACUCCAGAAAAACAUACAUGACUUUGAGUGUCAAUGGGGAGAUGACACAGAAAAUCACAAGGGAGUGCUUAUGACCCAGAAAGAAGGGAAAAGAGAUCAACACAGUAGAAGUGACAUAGAAAACAAGCUUCUUAACAGUCAGCUGGAAGUAAGCUUUCAUUCACAUCUGCCUGAACUGCAGCUGUUUGAAGGUGAAGGGAAAAUGUAUGAAUGUAAUCAAGUUGAGAAGUCUGCCAACAAUGGUUCCUCAGUGUCACCACUUCAGCAAAUCCCUUCUAGUGUCCAAACCAACAGGUCUAAAAAAUAUAAUGAACUUAACCAUUUUUCAUUACUCACUCAAAGACGAAAAGCAAACAAUUGUGGAAAACCUUACAAAUGUAAUGAAUGUGGCAAGGCAUUCACCCAGAAUUCAAACCUUACAAGUCAUAGGAGAAUUCAUAGUGGAGAAAAGCCUUACAAAUGCAGUGAGUGUGGCAAAACCUUUACUGUUCGUUCAAACCUAACUAUUCAUCAGGUAAUCCAUACUGGAGAGAAACCUUACAAAUGUCAUGAGUGCGGCAAGGUCUUCAGGCACAAUUCAUACCUUGCAACUCAUCGGCGAAUUCAUACUGGAGAGAAACCUUACAAGUGUAAUGAGUGUGGAAAAGCCUUUAGAGGACAUUCAAACCUAACUACCCAUCAGUUAAUCCAUACUGGAGAAAAACCGUUCAAAUGUAAUGAAUGUGGCAAGCUCUUCACUCAGAAUUCACACCUUAUAAGUCAUUGGAGAAUUCACACUGGAGAGAAACCUUACAAGUGCAAUGAGUGCGGUAAAGCUUUUAGUGUUCGUUCAAGCCUAGCUAUUCAUCAGACAAUCCACACUGGAGAAAAACCUUACAAAUGUAAUGAGUGUGGCAAAGUCUUUAGGUACAAUUCUUACCUUGGAAGGCAUCGGAGAGUUCAUACUGGUGAGAAACCUUACAAGUGUAAUGAAUGUGGCAAAGCCUUUAGUAUGCAUUCAAACCUAGCUACCCAUCAGGUCAUUCAUACUGGAACAAAACCUUUCAAAUGUAAUGAAUGCAGCAAGGUUUUCACUCAGAAUUCACAACUUGCAAAUCAUCGAAGAAUUCAUACUGGAGAGAAACCUUACAAGUGUAAUGAGUGUGGGAAAGCCUUCAGUGUUCGUUCAAGCCUAACUACCCAUCAGGCAAUCCAUUCUGGAGAGAAACCUUACAAAUGUAUUGAAUGUGGCAAGAGCUUCACUCAGAAAUCACACCUUAGAAGUCAUCGGGGAAUUCAUUCCGGAGAGAAACCUUACAAGUGUAGUGAAUGUGGUAAAGUCUUUGCUCAAACGUCACAACUUGCACGGCAUUGGAGAGUUCAUACUGGAGAAAAGCCUUACAAGUGUAAUGACUGUGGCAGAGCCUUUAGUGAUCGUUCGAGCCUAACUUUUCAUCAGGCAAUACAUACUGGAGAGAAACCUUACAAGUGUCAUGAAUGUGGCAAGGUUUUUAGGCACAAUUCGUACCUUGCAACUCAUCGGCGAAUUCAUACUGGAGAGAAACCUUACAAGUGUAAUGAGUGUGGCAAAGCCUUUAGUAUGCAUUCAAACCUAACUACCCAUAAGGUCAUCCAUACUGGAGAGAAGCCUUACAAAUGUAACGAAUGUGGCAAGGUCUUCACUCAGAAUUCACACCUUGCAAAUCAUCAAAGGACUCACACUGGAGAGAAACCUUACCGAUGCAAUGAGUGUGGGAAAGCCUUCAGUGUUCGUUCAAGCCUAACCACCCAUCAGGCAAUUCAUACCGGAAAAAAACCUUACAAAUGUAAUGAAUGUGGCAAGGUCUUCACUCAAAAUGCGCACCUGGCCAAUCACCGAAGAAUUCAUACUGGGGAGAAACCUUACAGGUGUACAGAGUGUGGGAAAGCCUUUAGGGUACGGUCAAGUCUGACUACCCAUAUGGCAAUCCACACUGGAGAAAAACGUUACAAAUGUAACGAGUGUGGCAAGGUCUUCAGGCAGAGUUCAAAUCUUGCAAGUCAUCACAGAAUGCACACUGGAGAAAAACCUUACAAAUGAGUGUGGCAAGGCCACUCGUUACCGUUCACUUCAGGUCGGUUAAUUCAUUCUUGAGAGAAUCCUUAAAAAUGCAGUGAUGGUGGCCAGCCCUCAUGGGUUUAAGCAUUAACAGAUAUGAGAGGCCAGAAUAAAGAGGCAUCAUGUACACAUAUGUGGCAGAGGGUUUAUCCAGGCCUCACAGGUUACUAGGCGUCAAAAUAUAUGUCUUCGAUGAAACCAAACACAUGUAAUGUGCAUCCAGUGACUAACUGGCCAGUACCCAGUGACUAACGGUAAGUGAGGAUUCCUUUUAGGAAUAACUGUCUCUGGUUUCCCUGUUUGCCUUGAUGUUAUACACUGUAGAAUACUUACAAGUCCAAAUACGCUAAAAAUUAUAUAUUUUUAACUCAUAUAUGAAAAGGUUGCAGGAUAUUUGUAGGCAGUCAGUUACCUUCAGCUUAUAAGAUGUUGUAUUGAAUUAUUUAAGUUUUUUUUUUUUUUUUAAAAAAACUAUUGAGUUUCGGUGUGAACUUUGAAAUCUGUUAUUGUGCAUCCUUACCCACCUUCCAUGGUGUUUUUUUUGGAAAAAUCAUUGGGAUAGAAGCACUCACUUAAUUGGGGGAAGGAUUAUUGCUAUCCAGUUUGUGAAGGAGGAGGGACUUUGCUUUUAAAAUUAAAUAUUGUCUGAAUUAGCGUUUGGGAGUGGUGAAAAACAGUGUAAAACUAUGAUGUCACUCACCAUUCUGAUUAUGUCCAGGGUGCCGUUCUCCUACCAGGAGAGUACUGUGGUUUAGAGGAAAGAAAUGGUCUAUCAGCUGAACGUGAAAUGGAGCAGGCCAACACCCUAGGACUUUUGUGGGAGGAGGGUAAUAGGGGAUUAGAGACUGUGUGGUAGAAAUAAUGCAGGAGAAAACGUCGCCCCUUAUCCAUUAAAGAGCAAUACCUGUUGUUUAGCAAAGAGUGAUGAAAAAUUAGUCUUGUUUUUGAAAUUGAAGAGAGAGGCCGGGCGUGGUGGCUUACGCCUAUAAUUCCAGCACUUUGGGAGGCUGAGAUGGGUGGAUCACCUGAGGCCAGGAGUUUGAGACCAGCCUGACCAACAUGGAGAAACCCCGUCUCUACUAAAAAUACAAAAUUAGCCAGGUGUGGUGGCGCAUGCCUGUAAUCCCAGCUAUUUGGGAGGCUGCAGCAGGAGAAUCGCUUGAACCCAGGAGGUGGAGGUAGUGGUGAGCCGAGAUUGCGCGAUUGCACUCCAGCCUGGGCAACAAAAGCGAAACUCUUGUCUUAAAAGAAAUUAAAGAGAGAGAAGUUGUCAGAGUCAAGAGUUUAAUCAACAGAACUAGAGUAACAUAUUCUUCAGUAGAACUCACAUUAUCUUCUUGAAGUACAUUUUGCUAAUGUUUUAUUCAGAAUGUAUCAUAGGUAUGUUUUAACUAAUAAAAUGGAAUUGGUUUUUCUCUA